AUGUCGGCAUGUGGCGCUGCGGCGAGGGAGGCCGUUGACCCUGUCGACAUCUUGCGUCAUUUCGUUCUUGCUGCGCCGCCCGGCGAGCUCAAGGGCGUCGUCAAAGCACUUCGUGUGGUGACAGGCGAUGACCACCUCUUCUUUGAGGUUAUUCCACGUCUUUGCAUGGAACACCAUAUGCGGCAUUUGACACCUUUCACGAUGCCUGCUGCGUGCGCCAAGCGACACGAGAGCAAAGUUCGCUUUGUGGAACCCAACAGACCUGCUACGGUUGCCAGCGGCCACGUCUCUUUCUUGGCCGGGCGGCAGAACCACCUCGGGACACGUAUAAGAUGCUUUGCCAAGAUGCGUCGCCUGCAUGCUAGCAACGUGGCAGGGGAUGUGGAGGAGUAUUUUCGGCAACAACACUUCACCUCUAUUCCUAGCAGCGACAGAGCCAGCCAAAAAAGUUGUCAAGACACGGAACUCGACGUCUGCGAGAGCGGGGCUUCUGGCAGCAGACAGCCACAGACAAUUCAGCGGCAGGAGGAAGAACCGUUUGACCCGUUCGCUGAUAUUGUGCCAUCGGGGGGGUUUGGCAAACUCGAGCAUGUUUUUUUUGAUAUGGCGCUGCAGAUGUACAUAGAGGUUGACCCUGUGGAACAGCUGUGUUUGCGCGUUAUCCCGUUUACGUCGACUGUAGCACCAACAAUGCCGGAGGUGCUGCGGGUGACUGAAAAGCAGGCCACAGGCCUUCACGGUGGGCCUCUUGGUCACACCCGCUUUUUGCUUCAACAGGAAGUUGCCCGCUACGUACAGGCGUGUUUUGGGGAGGCGGCGGCGGCGGCGGCUGAGACGGUUGCCCCGCAGGCAGAGCGGGGCGCGGCGGGGACGCGGGAGCCGUCUCACCCAAUGGGUUCCGCACGAACACUUUUUGGGGUCCCCUGCACAUCCACCGCCUGCGCAGGAAGCAUGGUCGUUCUGCAGCCACAUUCUCACGAUGGCGGAGAGGAUUGCCAGUCGCUUGUCAUUGCGGCGGCGGCAGUGCGUCAAUUCCCGCGCAACAUGUGGUGCGGGCGCUGGAAAUCCAUUUUUGUCGUGGAGUGCACCACCAACCCCGCGUCCGAGGCGCGGGUGUGCGUCAAGGGUGAGACGCAGGUCUACGCGCACUACUACGAGGAGGGCAAUAUGCAUCUGGAGGUCGUGGAGGAGUUGCCACCUACGCCAUUGCCCGAAUGGCCUGUGAACAUCUUCGCGGAAGGUGGCGGCGAGAUGGCAGGGUCCACCGACACGUGGGGGCUGUGCUCCGCCGUGAUGGAAGUUAUUCAGCAGCAUGAGCAGCGUAUCCACGACGCUGUGUUGAAGACCGCGAGGGACUCGGGUGAUUGUGCACUGCGGGCUCUGCGUCGGAGAUUACCCAUUACGGGGCAGCUGUUCAAUUUUCGCCGCGGACAGGCCCUACCACGGCCGAUGUUCACACGUCCCGGAUACGACACUUAG
Molecule: messenger RNA, 1479 nt
Organism: Trypanosoma conorhini
Lineage: Eukaryota; Euglenozoa; Kinetoplastea; Trypanosomatida; Trypanosomatidae
Product: F-actin capping protein
Exons: 1
Coding region: 1-1479 (492 amino acids)
Biological process (GO): barbed-end actin filament capping; actin cytoskeleton organization
Cellular component (GO): F-actin capping protein complex; actin cortical patch
Molecular function (GO): actin filament binding
Source: RefSeq, a predicted model, not a curated record